GUCCAGCUUAAUCAUAAACAAUUUCCGUUACUUAUGGAAACAGAGCGCGAAUUUGUAUUCUAGGGUUUUUCUGGUUUCCAAUUUCACCAAAUCUUCUUUCGGAGAUCUUGUGGUCAGUCAAGCAGCAAUGACGAAGAGAACCAAGAAGGCAGGCAUUGUUGGAAAAUAUGGUACCCGAUAUGGUGCCAGUCUGAGAAAACAGAUCAAGAAGAUGGAAGUCAGUCAGCACAGUAAAUACUUCUGUGAGUUCUGUGGAAAGUAUGCAGUUAAGAGGAAGGCAGUUGGAAUUUGGGGUUGUAAAGAUUGUGGUAAAGUGAAAGCUGGUGGUGCCUACACUCUCAACACUGCUAGUGCUGUGACAGUGAGAAGCACUAUUAGGAGGCUGAGAGAGCAGACCGAAAGUUAAGCCAUCUUCACUGCGUAUUUUCGCCCUCUUUGUAUGGAAAAAGAUUGCUCCCUCACUACACUUUUCUUCAUAUCGGUGUUGUAGGAAUUGGUUAUUUGAAGUUAAUUGAAAUUGAUCCCUUUCUUCAUUUCUUA
Messenger RNA from Cucumis melo (muskmelon), 540 nucleotides. RefSeq names its product 60S ribosomal protein L37a. The record is from RefSeq and is a predicted model, not a curated record. Gene Ontology annotation, cellular component: ribosome. Bases 128 to 406 code for a protein of 92 amino acids. The transcript has 5 exons. Gene Ontology annotation, biological process: translation. Gene Ontology annotation, molecular function: structural constituent of ribosome. NCBI's taxonomy places the organism in Eukaryota, Viridiplantae, Streptophyta, Magnoliopsida, Cucurbitales, Cucurbitaceae.